Messenger RNA from Orbicella faveolata, 3975 nucleotides. RefSeq lists its product as uncharacterized. NCBI's taxonomy places the organism in Eukaryota, Metazoa, Cnidaria, Anthozoa, Scleractinia, Merulinidae. The record is from RefSeq and is a predicted model, not a curated record.
AUGCCGUCAACCCUGAUUGGUGAGAGGAAAUGUGAGUCACUAGUGGGAACCAAUCAGAACUCUCUAGGGCACAGGGAAUAUGGAAAUUUACUUACAUGGGGGAUUAGUAUNAUCAUUACAAGCUUUGACGAUUUCGAAACGCGUCUAUCGGACCUCCUCGAAAACAAUGUGUGCUCCAUCUUCUCAAACCUAAAAAGGAAUAUCUCCAGAUGUGGAAAAGCAGUGUCGGAGUACAGAAAGAACUUACUCAAGACGCUAUCAAGCUUGUUGCCGGUUGUGAGAAGUGGUGAUGAAGUAGAAAAGAUCCUUACCGAUGUCCUUGACAAAGUUGCCUCAUCUCCGUUUCAUCAGACCUACCUCUCGUCGUGGAUCAGUGGAAAAGAGAAAGAGGUGAAACUAUUGUCCACUUACUUGGAAUAUCUAAAAGAAGUCCAGCUGGUAUUGUCAUUGGAAGACCUUGACAGUGUGGUCGAUUCAUUGGAGUACGAUCGGGUUGUUUGCUUUUCCCUGGUGCCAGUCAGUAAUCAAGACGACUUAGUUGAAGAGAUGUACGACUUCUUGCGAACUGGUAGCUGGAAGCAAGAUCGUCAUCUUGCUACACAACCAUGGUUCGAGGUAGAAAAAAGAAGAAAACAACAACAACCGUGGUUUGAAAAUCCUGAAGUAAUUAAUGAUAUCAAAUCUAAGGCAAGAAAUUUCAGAGGCUUUGCAAAGGAAAAUGAACACGAUGGAAACGUCAAAUUCAUCUUCACCAAUAUUCAGAAGAGUGCGGGCGAGAACGUUGUCACGAUUCAAAUGUAUGAAGAUGGUCAUGCAACAGAUUUUGAGCCUCCUGGUAAACCUGAAAAGCCUUAUGCAACAAAGAAGAGUGAUUCUAGCAUUACUCUAGAAUGGAUGGUAUCACCACAUGAAAGAAGUUCUGUCCAAACGUACACUGUGCACUUUCGACCUGCUGUUAGCGAUUCAAGUGGAGAACCCGGGGAAGAAUGGACGUCUGUGCGGACAGUGGGACCAGAGAGAUAUAUCACAGUGGAUGGACUGCAAACGAAGACGGCGUACGUGUUCAAGGUGAACAGCGAUUGUAAGGCUGGUAGGAGUACUCCAAGUGACAUCAGUGACCACAUUGUUAUUGAAGAACCUGUUUACGAUCGUCCUCAAACUGCGAGCUCGUCGAAUGGAUCAGAUCUGCUCCAGAAUGUGCAGAAGCCUCCUGAGAAAAGACGAAAUGGUGCAUCCGCGGGCUGUAAAGCAUCAACUAGCAAUGGCACAGCGGUUUCUGCUCCCUGUCGUCUAGCUGAAUGUAUGCUCUCUUCCUCUAAGAAGAUUGCAAGUGACUCUCCAUCAGUUUACAAGCUUCGGACGAAAGUGGUUAUGAGACGGAGGAACAGCAUGAUUGCAAGACAAAACAUCGGUAUGCCUAAACACGCCACGAGAAUGCUUACCGAAAAGGUCCUUAUGGUAGUAGGGGCAACAGGAGCUGGUAAAACGACUCUAAUCAACGGCAUGGUGAACUACAUCUUGGGAGUAGAGUGGAAGGACGACUUCCGAUUCAAACUAAUCGUAGAAGACAGCAGAGCAUCACAAGCUAACAGUCAGACAAAAAGCAUCACCGCUUACACGUUUUACCCUAUGGAAGGCUCAACAAUUCCCUAUAAAUUCACCAUCAUUGACACUCCAGGCUUUGGCGACACGGAGGGAUUGAGGCGAGACAAGGUUAUCACCAAUCAGAUAAAGGAAUUCUUUUCCAUAGCACCCCCAAAUGGGAUUGAUCACCUCGAUGGUGUUGGUUUCGUAACCCAAGCCUCCCUAGCCCGCCUUACUCCGACACAAGAGUACAUCUUUGACUCCGUUUUGUCUAUAUUUGGAAAUGAUGUUUCCCAAAACAUUUUCCUGAUGCUCACGUUUGCAGAUGGCCAGCACCCACCUGUACUGGAUGCCAUUAGGAAAGCAAAUAUUCCAUGUGAGAAGUAUUUCAAAUUCAACAACUCAGCGCUAUUUGCGAAAAAUGCAGAAACUGACGAGAGUUUCGAUGCAAUGUUUUGGAAGAUGGGCUUUCGUUCUUUCCAAAGCUUUUUUGCUGAGUUUACAAAAUCGGAAAGCGUAAGUCUUCGCCUUACUAAAGAGGUUUUAAAAGAAAGAGAGCAGUUGCAAACCCUCCUUGAAGGUCUGAACCCGCAAAUAACCGUGGGUCUCAACAAGAUUGAAGAGAUGCGUCAGGAGGAGCUCAUUCUGCAACAUCACGAAAUGGAGAUCGAAACUAACAAGGAGUUCACAUAUACAGUGGACAUUUCCAAACCACGUCAGAUUGACCUCAAAGGUACUGGAAGGCACACAACGACUUGUCUUCGCUGCAACUUCACAUGUCACAAAGACUGUAUGUAUGCAAAUGACAGCGAUAAGCGCUCAUGCUGCGCUAUGGGGCGAGAUGGCAACUGUACAGUCUGCACAAUGCAUUGCCUCUGGUCAGAGCACAGGAAUCUUCCUUAUCUGAUUGAGUACGAGACUGUGACCGAGACGAGGACGUCAGAUGACCUGAAGAAAAAGUAUGAAAAAGCUGUCUCAGGCAAAUCUAGAGUGGAGGGCAUGAUUGUUCAACUUGAGGAGUUUCUUCAAAGUGUGCAUUCACGCGUUAUGAGUAUGAUUUACCAAGCCCAACAAAGUCUUUUCCGCCUUGAUGAGAUUGCCCUGAAACCCAACCCACUGACAGAGGUGCAAUACCUAGAUCUACUUAUUGAGUCAGAGAAGAACGAGGCCAAACCUGGUUGGAAGCAGCGGGUAGAAUAUUACGAAGAGGCCAGACGUCAAGCUGAAAUUUUGUCCAAAGUCAAAGAUGUCCAGGCAGCUCAAAAGGAGAUUAAAGAGAAGGCUCGCAAGGGAGACAGAUGGUAUCAUAGAUUCAAGUUCUGGUGACUUCACCGGUAUAGUAAAGGGCUUCGCAUUUCUAAUUAACACUUUCUUUGCACAGCUGCUUGCAUGGAAAAACUGAGAUUUAGGAAUCAAGUUUGCCAAACCGCAAUUUUGGAACAGUGUGAUUUUCCAGACUAUUAAUUAACAUGAUUAAGUUGCACAAACAUUUGACUCCACUAUUCGUAGUUUACCGUAGCUUGUUUGAUUAAGGUGCACAUAUCUUAGAUUGCACGAUUUCGAAAUGUCAUUUAUAUAAGACUGUAUUGUAGAGCGGUCAUGCCUUUUAGUUCGCGUAAUAGCCCAUUGAUGGUCGAUCUCAGCCUCCGGGUGCUUAAUUACCGCUGGUAGAGAAUCGCACGGCAAAUGGAAAACAAGAUUGCUGCCUAAGUACACGUAAUUAGGACAUUACGUUUUUGACCAAGCAUUAUAUGCACUUGUGUAGGCACGUCUCGAGGCGCGUCUGGCCUCUAGCUUAGGAAAACAGGCGACGCUUUGUUAACACAUCUAUGAUAUCGCGGUGUACGUGUUGCCCUGCUGAAUAGCUCUUACCUGUAUUUUUUCAUCAGGUUGCAAAAGUCAAAUCUAAUGUCUUAUUGAUCGUGGCUACCGCGUCAUUAGUGCUACCUUUUGUAUCUUUUCCAAAGGGUUUUGCUGUUUUGGUAUGUACUUCGGUACUUUAUUUGAAUUCUUUGCGGAUAUUCUAAUUUGAUUUUAGAAGUCAGAACUGACGGAAGAUUACAGUAUUUCUAACCUGGUUCAUAAAUAGCGCACGCAUUAUAGUACCUAUGAAUAUUUUAUGCCUAUACUAUCAGUUACUUAUGAUACAAUUCUUGUUCUAUUACGACUCAGAUUUAAAAGUCAGGUUACUCUUCCAGAGUAUUCAUAUAUUGUUUGAAAUACAAUUUUCGCCGAAUCGAUUCAGAUUUCAUUUACCUUACUAUGUUUUAAUCACUGAUCACUUUGAUCACUGAUCUUGCAUUAUUAUUGGUUUUUGUCUAUACAAAUACAUUGUCUUCGUUUGAGAUAUAACCAGCUUAACAAAUGAAGUGAAUGUUUGAAUGGUGUGUC